Molecule: messenger RNA, 219 nt
Organism: Prunus armeniaca (apricot)
Lineage: Eukaryota; Viridiplantae; Streptophyta; Magnoliopsida; Rosales; Rosaceae
Source: the annotation of a GenBank genome assembly
AUGGUCAAUGAGCAGACUUCUUCCGAUGGAAGCAAGCUAGGUGCUUCCAAUCCUUUCUUCAUCCAUCAUUUCGAUCACCCAGAAAUGAUGUUGGUUUCGAAGCCCCUUCAUGGGGAUAAUUACACGACUUGGCAUUGCUCCAUGACUGUUUCCUCGAGUGCCAAAAACAAGUUGGAUUUUGUUGAUGGCACUGUCAAAGUUCCUUCCGCCAAAACCUGA